Molecule: messenger RNA, 5016 nt
Organism: Erinaceus europaeus (western European hedgehog)
Lineage: Eukaryota; Metazoa; Chordata; Mammalia; Eulipotyphla; Erinaceidae
Gene: TTL
Product: tubulin tyrosine ligase
Exons: 7
Coding region: 199-1332 (377 amino acids)
Biological process (GO): protein modification process
Source: RefSeq, a predicted model, not a curated record
CGCUCCGGCCGAGUGCAGGCGCGCGCGGCUCGGCGGCGCGGGACCCAGGGGCGGGGCGAGCCGGCGGGCUGGCGGGCGGGCGCGGCUAGAGCCCGGCGGGACGGCGGGCGGCGGGCGGGCACCUGGUGCUGGGCGGACGCCGGGCUCGGUCCCGGCUGCGCCGCUCGGCGGUGUCUCUCGCUGCGGCGGCCCUGCGCCAUGUACACCUUCGUGGUGCGCGACGAGAACAGCAGCGUGUACGCCGAGGUCUCCCGGCUGCUCCUCGCCACCGGCCACUGGAGGAGACUGAAGAAGGACAACCCCAGGUUCAACCUGAUGCUGGGGGAGAGGAACCGGCUGCCGUUCGGGAGGCUGGGUCACGAGCCCGGGCUAAUGCAGUUGGUGAAUUACUACAGGGGGGCUGACAAACUGUGUCGGAAAGCUUCUCUAGUGAAGCUAAUCAAGACAAGCCCAGAACUGGCUGAGUCCUACACGUGGUUCCCUGAGUCCUAUAUGAUUUAUCCAACUAAUCUCAAGACUCCAGUUGCUCCAGCACAGAAUGGAAUCCACCCACCAAUCAAUAACUCAAGGACAGAUGAAAGGGAAUUCUUCUUGGCUUCUUACAACAAAAAGAAAGAAGAUGGAGAAGGAAAUGUUUGGAUUGCAAAAUCAUCAGCUGGUGCCAAAGGUGAAGGCAUCCUCAUCUCCUCGGAAGCUACAGAGCUUCUGGAUUUCAUAGACAACCAGGGCCAGGUGCAUGUGAUCCAAAAAUACCUUGAGCACCCUUUGCUUCUGGAACCAGGCCAUCGCAAAUUCGACAUUCGAAGCUGGGUUUUGGUGGAUCAUCAGUAUAAUAUCUACCUUUAUAGAGAAGGUGUGCUUCGGACUGCUUCAGAACCAUAUCAUGUCGAUAAUUUCCAAGACAAAACCUGCCACUUGACCAAUCACUGCAUACAGAAAGAGUACUCAAAAAACUAUGGGAAGUAUGAAGAAGGGAACGAAAUGUUUUUUGGGGAGUUCAAUCAGUACCUUACAAGUGCUUUGAAUAUUACCCUGGAAAACAGUAUCUUACAACAAAUCAAGCAUAUAAUAAGAAGCUGCCUCAUGAGUGUGGAGCCCGCCAUCAGCACCAAGCACCUGCCUUACCACAGCUUCCAGCUUUUCGGGUUUGACUUCAUGGUGGAUGAGGAGCUUAAAGUCUGGCUCAUCGAGGUCAACGGUGCCCCUGCUUGUGCGCAGAAACUCUAUGCAGAACUGUGCCAAGGCAUCGUGGACAUAGCCAUAUCCAGUGUCUUCCUGCCCCCCGACACAGAGCAGCCGCCGCCCCAGCCAGCUGCAUUCAUCAAGCUGUGACCCAGGGAGGUGCGCUAAGCUGCCUCAGAAGAAGCGUGGGGCCCAGCUCCUGGGAAAGGAGAAGUGUCCUGAUUGCUCAUGAUGAAGCUGAAGAUAAAAGGAGAUAAAAAGAGGAAACUUGCAACAACAAGAACAAAAAAUUACAAUGGAAGAGAGAGCAUGAGAUGACAAAGGCGACUUCCCCGAAGAGUUGGUUGCUCAGAGGGUCCUAUGUGGAGCUGCUAUUGAGAUUCCUGAACUGACAUGAGCUUUUUCUGAGGGGAAAGCAAAAUGGUCUAAGCCAGGAAUUUGAUAAUUUUAUGCUUUCAUCCUUUGAAAAAAAUCUGAUUUUUAUCCGUAGCAGUGUGGUGGGCAGCAGCUUUCCACCAGGAGGCUGCAGCCCACUGGACCUUUGGUUGGUGUCUUCCCACCUGCUGCAGCCUUAGUGCCUUACCUCUCCUUCCAGCUGCAAGACUUCUCCUUUAGGGUGUGACUGGGAUGAUAGAGCAUUCUGGAGGUUGCCAGUGUGUUGUGUUCCCUGCUUAUCCCUUUCCACAACACUGCACCCUCAAAAUCUGGGCAAGCAUGCACCAACGGCCCUGGGUUUCAUGCUGUGUGGCGCCUUGGGGUGAAGGGGGUUCCAUCAUAUUCCUGACAGUGUCCACUCAGUCACCUGUCUGUCAGGGAUAGUCUGGGCUGUACACCAAAACUGCAAAUGCUGCUCUCUGAUCUGCUCUCUGCAUGUUUUAGAAAUCAAGUGGCAAGUUUACCAUAAACACAUAAGCAUCAGAUAAGCAUGAGAGAAAUAAUAAUAAUAAUGUCUUGCUUUACAAAAGAAUUGAGUGGGGGUCUUUGAAAUAGGAAGAUUCUCAGUUAUCUUUCUCUUAAUCAGAAUUCUGCAUGCACUUAUGCAGAGUCUCUUUUUCUUCUGUUAUUGUUUGUUCAUUUCACUUUUACAAAAGUCCUUCUGGGGGUCUGAAGAAGGUUGAAUUCCACUUCUCCCCCUGGGUAGCAUGGCCCCAGAUAUAGAUAGCUUCUCUCAUUCUGUCCUCUUUGCUCUCUGGACACCUUUUAUAGGAUGGAACUGGAGGGGCAGGUUUCAUCCCAGGGAGAUUUCCAGUUUUCUUGUGCCUCUUGAUAUCAGGGAGGGGUCCUGGAUAAGUACACGUCUCGUUGAAAUGAUGUCUUCUAAAGUGAUGAAGAAGUGGUCUCAGAGCUCCAUGUGGCAUCUUGUAAGUUGGCAUCUGUGUCCUGUUAGGUGUAGUUACCGAAUACUGGAUUGACGAAUGUUCUGUAGACGUUUCAGGAGACCACAUCUCUAGCAGUGGAAAAGAACAAGAUGCCAUUCAUGUUCAACAUGAGCCGAAUGAACAGGCCCUUCCUUAGAUUGAAUUGGGCAUCACAGCAGACCCCUGGGAAAGGUCCCCUUCUCAGCAGAAUGUGGUAUGUUCUCCCUGCAUUUCUGUGAUCCAUCAUAUGUUUCUCCUUGCCAUAAGAAACAGUUCUGGGGGUCGGGCGAUAGCACAGUGGGUUAAGCGCAACAUGGCGCAAAGUGCAAGGACUGGCGAAAGGAUCCCGGUUGGAGGCCCUGCCUCCCCACCUGCAGGGGAGUCACUUUACAGGCAGUGAAGCAGGUCUGCAGGUGUCUGUCUUUCUCUCCCCGUCUUCCCCUCCUCUCUCGAUUCCUCUGUCCUAUCCAACAACGAAUGACAUCAACAACAACAAUAACCACAACAAGUCUACAACAACAAGGGCAACAAAAGGGGAUAAAAAAAGGCCUCCAGGAGCAGUGGAUUCAUGGUGCAGGCACUGAUCCCCAGCAAUAACCCUGGAAGCAAAAAAAAAAAAACAGUUCUGCAGUCAGGAGAGGCUUUAAAAAAAAUGAAAAGAAAAAAAAAAACGUGCUAUAGAAGCUUACACAGGAGGAUGGAGUCAUGAUAAAAGAUAUUUAAGGAUACAGAAUGGAUGUUGAAUGUGAAAGCACUGUGUCCCACAUGGUGAAGUAGAGGAAAAGCCUGUCUGGGUUGGACUACAUGAGAGUUUACUUUUUUAAAAUAAAAGUCUUGACUACUCAAAAUGUGGAUAGUGAAAUUUGCAUCCAGAGCAAAUAAAACAGUCAUUGGUAAAAGUCAGUCCUCAAGACCCAGCACAAGUGAUGGGCUGGUAUCUGGGGGCUCCUGAGUAGGUCAUAGACAUGCAUUGUUUAAAAAGUAUAAGGUACUGAGUUCUCCUUGGCAAGUCUGUGUGGGCUAAUGAUAAGGAAAGAAUGGAAGUUUCUAUAGUGCUGUCACAUGUAAAUGCACAUAUUUUUGGACCUCAUUUACAGAGGGACAUUCAAGAUCUUUCCAGUUCUUAACUAUGACAGAGCUAAGACUUUAGAUGCAAGUUUAUGCAUCUUGAUGAAUUUUCUAAAAAACCUUUACCAGUAACAUAUGUGAGGUCAGUAGGGUAUAUAUUUUUUAAUUAUGCUUUAUUCCACACUUGAUUGCAAGCUAGUGUCUAUCAUGCAUUUAUUUACAGUCGGGUCAGAUUGUUAGCUCAGAGCUGUUCUACCCUUCCAUGAUGUCCUUGACACAUAUCUCCGGCUGGGGAGGAGGAGGUACUACCGACUUGGGGAUGUCUGUUCCAAUCUUGACUCUAACAUUUGGCCACACAGUUUCAGAAGAGCCUGUUAAUGUAUGCCUUAGAUUCUUGUCUCAUGUAAAAGGUCCUGGCAUGACUCAAGGACUACCUCAAGGGCUUUUAGUGAGGACAGAUGAGAUUAGGAAUAUUCAAGGAUCUUUAGUGCCAAGGUUCUCAAGGCUGACUAUAUGUUGGAAUCAUUUGGGAAGUUUUUGAAAAGUAUUGGUGUCCACACUUUCUCCUUCUGCUCCAGAAAAUGAAAUCAGAAUGUCAGGCCUCAGCAUACUUCAAGAUGCUUUGAGCAUUGCUUGAGAAGAAGAGACAAUAGUAACAUCUUGGAAAAAGUCAAAUAAAACCUAGAGUUUUUCUUUUUAAUGUAAAGGGCAGGUACUUUGAGGAUGUUCAGCAUUAAAACUGAAGAUGUCUAACUGUGCUUGUAUGAGGCCCUAUAUUUAACCUCUGGCACCAAAAAAAAAAAAAAAAAAAAAGCUUAAAGCUUAUUGUUUGGAAAUUAAAAUGCGCUUUAUCUCCUUAGUUUAUGAAACCUUGACAGCAAAUGUAAACCGACAAGAAUUUAUAAAUCUGCUAGGUUACUGAUUAUUAAGAGAAGAAGCUCCUUCCUUCACACUUAAUUCCUGUGAUAAUUAUAAAGUCUGUUUUACUCCUAACAGUGAAGUGCCUCAGUAUAUGAUACAGAGAAGCAGGGGCUGAUGGGACAUUUUGCUAGUGCCUCGAGUGGUCAUCACAGACAUAGAAUUUCUGCAAGUGCUGGAAAUGUACAGGAGCCACAGAACCCACAAAUCACAGUGAAGCUACUAUGUGUGUAUUUUCAUUAACAUCUAAGGUUGUGUUUGCUAGGGUGGAUCCUGCCCUGUUGUGGGUGUGGUGGGGGCCUCUGCUAGAGAAAACGGCACCAGUGGGUCCCCUGUAGCCUGUGGUUGCUGUGGAAAGGCUUCAGUAAUAUACUUGUCUCUGAUUCUAGACUCAGAAUCUGUACCUAAGAGGAAAUAACUUCUGAAAUAAGGUGAUCUUAUGAAUGUCAAAUAUGCCUGGAGCAUUAAAGUAAAAUAAUGAUAUUUCAAA